This is a messenger RNA of Poecilia latipinna (sailfin molly), 946 nucleotides long. Its product is annotated as echinoderm microtubule-associated protein-like 1. The record is from RefSeq and is a predicted model, not a curated record. The transcript is spliced from 7 exons. NCBI's taxonomy places the organism in Eukaryota, Metazoa, Chordata, Actinopteri, Cyprinodontiformes, Poeciliidae. The coding region runs from base 341 to 931 and encodes 196 amino acids.
GGAGGAGGAUAAUCUGGCAGAAAGUGCGCAGAGAGACAGAGUCUGUCAGCCAAGACUAAACAGAAGUUUCUUUGAGUCUUAAAGGAAGAAAAAAGAAGAAGUAGAAGACGAGAGACAAUCCCUUCAUCCUUCCGUCUGCAAGCAUGUCUGACUGUGAGGGACCACCCGCGGGACCGGAGGAAGCUGCAGACAUCCAUCCCUCAGGUUUGUUCCUCCCUCUGCAACUCUGGAGUUUAACUGGGAGGAAAAACAAGUUAACAUGACGGAAUGGGAGUGAAUGGGUUGCCAGGGAGCCUGAUCCGAGCGGAGUGAAUGGAGGCAGCAGCAAACUAAACUGAGAAUGGAGGACGGCUUUUCCAGCUACAGCAGCCUGUAUGACACCUCAUCCCUGCUCCAGUUCUGCAACGAUGACAGCGCGUCGGCAGCCAGCAGCAUGGAGGUGACGGACCGCAUCGCCUCCCUGGAGCAGCGGGUCCAGAUGCAGGAGGAUGAGAUCCAGCUGCUCAAGUCCGCUCUGGCCGACGUGGUUCGGAGGCUGAACCACUCAGAGGAGCAGCAGGCCAUGGGGUCGCGCAGAGGACCCACCAAAGAGCCCACUAAGAUGAGAAAAUCUCCAUCAGCAGACAGCAGUUUUGGCAAGUCAGCCAGGCCGAUGAUCGCCACUCUGCCGCUGCGGCCCACGGUCAACAACGGGACCGUCCUGCCGAAGAAAGGCAGCAGCACCCUGCCCUCCCCGUCUGGACCCGGGACCAGGAAGGACGCCGGCCCGGCAGCCAACAAGAGAAUGUUGUCCCUCAGCACUGUGAGGAGAGCCAACUCAAACGAACACGUGGGGACUCUCACUCGCAAGGACUCGGGCGACUCCAAGGGGAACCGGACCCGGGCCGGGUCAACGGGCAGCAACUCCAGCGGCAAGAGAAGCGACAGGUAAACCCAAACCGCAGGC